UGUUGCCCCUUCAGUCCCUUUUACAUUUUUCCCCUCUUACUUUGAAACUAUGCCCUUUAGUUUUGUACUCCCCUAUCCUGCGGAAAAGACAUUGUCCAUUAACCCUAUCCAUUCCCGUCAUGAUUUUAUAAACCUCUAUUAGGAAACCUCUCACCUUCUGACACUCCAGGGAAAAUAGCUUGAACAAUUUUGUUUCAUUCUAAGUAAAGGCCUCUCCCUUCGCUUUGUUUCUAACCUUUCUAGCCUAUUCCCUCUGAUAGCUCUGUGCUUUCUAAUUCUGGUUUCUUCUUGCCCCAAUUUUCAGUACUCCAGCUUUUCCAGUGGUGCCUUCAGCUGCCAGGGCCCUAAGCUCCAGAAUUCCCUCCUUUUAAACAUCUUAGUCUCUUUACCUCUCCUUCCAUAAGGUGUUUCCUAAAAUGUACUUCAAUAACCAGACUUUGGGCAUCCAUCUAAAUAUUGCCUUAGACUCUGUGUUGAGUAUUUUUGAUAAUGUUCCUGUGAAGCACCUGGGAUGCUUUACUACAUUAAAGAUGCUAGGUAAUUGUAAGUUAUGUCAACUCACACCAUGAUCGUGUUUCAGUAUUUUGUCUUACUUAAUGACAUCUCUGAAAUGAUCAUGCCUUGCAAACACUUCUGUCAAAAGGUGUUCUUUUCACUGAUGCUUCCGAGACUAUUAACUGUUAUCUUUUCUGUUCAGUCAUCCAUCCUUUAUUCUCUAAAGCAUUCUGGGAUUUUCUUCUACUCUAUUUGAAAAGUUGCAUUGACCUGUGGUUUUAUGAUGUUAGAUUUAACCUUUUUUUUCUUCUUUUCAGAUAUGCCAUCAGCUGCCUGGUCUCAGCACCUAAUAAGUAUUAUUCAAAUUUUGAAGAUGAAUAAAGAAGUCAGACGAACUUCUGCUAAUGUAUUUGAGAACUGGUUUUUACUGGUUCACUUUGGAGACUGGAUCAGUGUUGCUCUACAGCAAUUGAUGAUGACAGAUGCUAUCUCAGAGAUGCUACUUUGGCUUUUGAUGUUCUACUACAAGCCACAUAUGGAAACCAAACAAGAGAGUGAUUUAAUGGAAAAUGUGAAAUCCGUGUACAAUCAAAUAAAGAUUCUAAUCAACAAGACAACUGUGAAUUUCAAGGAAGUGCAGACUGCAUUGAUCACUGGGAAUCUUUCCACAGAAAAAUGUCACUUCAAUGACCUAAUCAGUCACCUCUUUCUGAGCUUUUUGUUAUUUUCACCUGGUGGCCAGAGAAUAGCAAAGGAAUCUGUGCGACUUGUAAUUCACAUCAGUUGGAACUGCCACUGGUGGAAUUUCAGAAAUGCUGGCUGCUACUGCACACAGACUAAAGAACAAAAGAUGUGGAGCAUCACAAGAUGACAAGGUGCAGAACACUAUUGAACUCCUGCAGCAACAGUUACAUGAAAUUCAGUCUGAAAAUAUGUGCUAUAUUUAUUGAAUUUAGUUACUGUUUCCAGUUUGAUAUAUGUAUAAAUAUACAACUUUAUUGUAUCACUUUGAAAAACUUCUGGGCUAAAUUGAUCAUAAACAUUAUGCUGGUUUCAGUGUCUUGUUCUAAUCAAGAAACGUACUCCUAAAUCUGGUAGAGUUUGAUUUUGUGUAAAGCCAGGAACUGCACUAUGUUCUUGCACAAAACAAAAAUCUAAAAUGUUUGUAUGGAAUACAAUGUUUUCUAUUUGUUACAUUUCA
This is a messenger RNA of Chiloscyllium plagiosum (whitespotted bambooshark), 1696 nucleotides long. The record is from RefSeq and is a predicted model, not a curated record. Lineage: Eukaryota; Metazoa; Chordata; Chondrichthyes; Orectolobiformes; Hemiscylliidae.